Tripterygium wilfordii is the source of this 1319-nucleotide messenger RNA. RefSeq names its product vacuolar protein sorting-associated protein 32 homolog 2-like. The coding region runs from base 267 to 929 and encodes 220 amino acids. The transcript has 8 exons. NCBI's taxonomy places the organism in Eukaryota, Viridiplantae, Streptophyta, Magnoliopsida, Celastrales, Celastraceae. Gene Ontology annotation, biological process: late endosome to vacuole transport via multivesicular body sorting pathway; vesicle budding from membrane. Gene Ontology annotation, cellular component: cytoplasmic side of plasma membrane; ESCRT III complex; multivesicular body. The record is from RefSeq and is a predicted model, not a curated record.
GGAAACCACGUGGAAAGUCCGUGUCUUCAACGACGUAAAGAAGGGAAAACAAGCUUCCUCCUCCGUUGCCCAAUAUCUAUCUCGCACAACACGCCUAAGCAAAUUCCCGUCUCUCUUUCUCCCUCUCUCUCACAUGAUUUCACAUACCUCCUCCUGUUCCUGUUGAAAGCCCUAGCAAUCGACAUCCUAUUUCGAUUCCAAUCUUCCCGAUCUAAUUCAUCCAUUUUCAGGGAAAUCGCAAGGGUUUUCGAAACGGAGGAUCGACCAUGUCUAUGUUUAAUAAGCUUUUCGGGAAACCUAAGCAGGAAACUAAUGCUUUAACUACUAUAGACAAGUUAAAUGAGACACUGGAAAUGCUAGAGAAGAAGGAGAAAGUACUUCUGAAAAAAGCUGCUGCAGAGGUUGAAAAGGCCAGAGAUUUUACCAGAUCAAAGAACAAAAGGGCUGCUAUACAGUGUUUGAAGAGGAAGAGGUUAUAUGAGCAGCAAAUAGAACAACUUGGAAAUUUCCAACUGCGCCUUCAUGACCAGAUGAUACUGUUAGAAGGUGCAAAGGCUACGACUGAGACUGUAGAUGCAUUGAGAACUGGAGCUGCGGCAAUGAAGGCGAUGCAGAAAGCCACGAAUAUAGAUGAUGUGGACAAGACCAUGGAUGAGAUCAACGAGCAAACUGAGAACAUGAAACAGAUUCAAGAAGCAUUGUCAACUCCAAUUGGUGCUGCAGCUGAUUUUGAUGAGGAUGAACUGGAAGCAGAACUUGAAGAACUUGAAGGUGCUGAAUUGGAGGAACAACUUCUUCAGCCGGCAACAACAGCUCCUGCAGCUCCAGUGCAUGUCCCAGCAGGUCGUCAGCCAGCCCGUCCUGCUCCACAAAAGCGUACAGCUGAGGAGGAUGAACUUGCUGCCUUACAGGCUGAGAUGGCACUUUAGACAGGAUGCAAAAAUUGUUCAAAGAUCGGUCUUCUUGUAUUAUUGUGGGACUCCUUUCACAGAUACAGAUUUCUGUGUGCAUUAAGUGGUGAACUCGCAAUGUAAAUAGAGAUUGCAUAACAAUCACAAAACUUGUAUUCUGUUAUGUGGAUCUUUAAAUUAAGAUUGCGAUCCUUUUGUGUUUUCAAACAUCGUUUCAAAACAUUGAAAACAUCUUUCAAUGUUCUGAAUCUGACUGCUUAGUUAAUCCCAUGUGAUGUCACCAAGUUAAUUGUGUUUAACGAUCUGAGUCGUGCGUACAUUGAAUUCUGUUAAAUCUUGUACCGUAUUGAAGAUAUGUUAAAUCAUUUCGCUCUGUAGGUAGCGUCAGAUUGGUAACUGGUAAGGAAA